GUUCAACAUGGCUGCAUACUGGAGAAGUUUGUUGUGCUUUCGGUCAGCAACACAGGCGCUGAUCAUCUGUGCUUUCUGCCUUACUGUCAUCCACAGCCUUGGUAAUGAUGUGGACAACUGUGAUAAACUCCGACUGGGACAAUAUCCUUUUAAAAAGUAACGUAAAUGGAAUAACCCUACGGAUUGAUCCCACCUUAACAGUGAUCAAGUAUCUAUGUAAAGAACCCAAAAUAGAGGAUGCGACUCAAGAGCCAGAGAACUGCAAGGACCGCUUGGCCUCAGUGGAAUGCUUACCUGCUCCAAACGUCAGAUGUCGCUUGUCAAAUGGGACAGUGUUCAAAUUCGGUGGUGAAGAGGUCGGAUUCAGCAAAAGCAUCCCAUGUCGGAAUGUGAGUGGUUACUCAUACAAAGUAGCUGUGGCUCUAUCACUCUUCCUGGGAUGGAUUGGGGCAGACCGGUUCUACCUAGGAUACCCAGCUCUGGGCCUGCUGAAAUUCUGCACUGUGGGAUUCUGUGGCAUUGGAAGCUUAGUAGACUUCAUGUUGAUCUCCAUGCAGGUGGAUCCAUACGAGACGACCCAACAAAUGUACAGACACAAAUGUUCAUGUCAUGUAAACCUCAUCUUUUCAUUGGAUUCGUUUUUGCCGUGUCCAAACAUCAAGGCACAUGGACAUGCCAGAUUAUUCUGUGGGAAAGACAAGAGACCACGUCUGGAGUUUUUCAAUAUGGCUCAUGUAUGUGCUGAGCUAAUGUUGGUCCCACUGCUCCAAGCUUUAUUCGGAAGGUCAAACUUUUUUCCCCCUCUCACUUCCUCCAUUUUCUCCAUCAAUCCAUCGAUCAUCAGUCUCUUCCUUUGAAUCAGGGCUUUGAAUGCCAUCCAUAUUUCAUUCCUUUUCACGGCCAUCCAUCUCGCAUGUUGUUGGAUAUUGUGUGAUGUUUUGAUGUUAUUUAAACACUGUAAAUAAAGUUGUAAUAUUUAA
This is a messenger RNA of Myxocyprinus asiaticus (Chinese sucker), 980 nucleotides long. Its product is annotated as TM2 domain-containing protein 1-like. The transcript is spliced from 6 exons. The coding region runs from base 105 to 857 and encodes 250 amino acids. NCBI's taxonomy places the organism in Eukaryota, Metazoa, Chordata, Actinopteri, Cypriniformes, Catostomidae. The record is from RefSeq and is a predicted model, not a curated record.